Linum trigynum is the source of this 2032-nucleotide messenger RNA. NCBI's taxonomy places the organism in Eukaryota, Viridiplantae, Streptophyta, Magnoliopsida, Malpighiales, Linaceae. The record is from the annotation of a GenBank genome assembly.
UUUAAUGAUUAGUUGGAAAAUUAUUUUUGCGGGUUAACCAUUACCCAUCCACACCCAUCCGCGUCAAUUUGAGAACAUCACGAGAACACCGCAGAAGACUCCAUUAAUCUAAAUUCACUGACUUCGUCCGCCUUUUUUCCUUUUAUAUAAUCUUUUGAAUCUGCACAACGAAUUCCUAAAGUGGAUACAAUGGACUAAUAAAUUUGGGAAUGAAUCCUUCCCCCCAAACUAAAAUGACAGCAAAUGACAGCACCGCCCUCCCUCUCGAUCUUAAAUAUUGGCGCGUCCCAGAAACAUGUACAAAAAACGCGCGCACCAACGACUCCGAAGUCCCAACUCAGCCAGCCCAGUGCCCACCAUGAAAAAAACAAACCUCAAAAAGACCUUUCCCGAAAAUCUCUUCACAUGGCUGCUGCCAUAAGAAAAAACCCUCCUGUUUUGUGCCUUUCUGCCCCCCGUCAGCAACAUUUGACUGUGUAGAUUGUUCUGGCACUACAAAUCCACAUGGAUUCCUUCCCCGGCAAUCAAAAUCGAGGGCGGUGUGGGGAAUGGAUCUUUUCUUCUUAAAUAUGACGCCGAAAAGGUUUCAGCGGAACUUGUGGAGGUUCUUAAAUUCUCGACGUAGAUACUACAUAGUUUGUUCUCGUCGCGCCACGCAGUUGGCUUGGCGUGGCUAUCUUUCCUUGUGGAGGAUGGUGGUGUGAUGCUCUCCAGCUGCUGCGGAAGAACGGGCCGCCUGGAGCUGCAUGGUGUACUGCCUCUGAAGGUCCCUCAGCUUUUCCAGGAGUUCUUGGAACGACGGGCGGCUGGCUGGAUCACUGCAAUAUUAGGGUUUACCAAACCCAAAAUAACAGGGCAUAACACGUUAGACAGUUCCAUAACUACAACAGAAAUCCUAAGAUAAAAAAAAAAAAAAAAAAAACUGAAACAUAAAUCGUAUGACAAAAGAAUAUUGAUCAGAUCGAAUCGUUAGACUGAUCCAAGUAUUAGGGGUGUCCAUUCGGGUUCAGUUUUUCGGGUUUACCCGAAAUUGACUCGAUUAGAUACAUUUUUGGUUUUUUGGGUUCGGUUUGUUUCGGGUUUUUCCGUUUUGCUUAUCGGGUUUUCGGGUUCCGUCUGAAAACCUCCAAGGAAUAGAACUCAGCCCAUAUUCUUAUGCAUUCGGGUUUUUGGCUUUCGGCUUUGCUUUAACCGAACCCGAUAAGGAAUUUUUGGGUUUUUCGGGUAACCGGAAACCGAAAGUCCUUAUCGUUUUCGGGUUUUCGAGUAACCGAAAACCGAAAGUCCUUAUCGGUUUCGGGUUUUCGGGUUUCGGUUCGGGUAACCGAACCCGACCUGAACUGACACCCCUACCAAGUAUGCUUUGUUUCAAAUUCGGCUCGGUUAUUGUCCUCACGGUUCCUUGAUUCUAUAUGGUGCAGCAUGGGUGGAACCAAAUCCCAAUAGUAAAAUCUUAGAAUUGAGAACCGGAACUAGGUAGAAUUAAUACAUGGAUAUCAUCCUAUCCAAUUCAGAUAUCAAUUCAACCCAAUUCAGUUCAGUGCAGAUGGAAUCCUAUUCAGUUCACUACAAACUGCAAAGCCAAUGCCAGCACCUAAAGGGAACAUGUUAAGAGAUCCAGUUCAGACCACCCGGUUUUUGUUUUCUGAUAGGUAUUGCAUGUUGACGCUAUUGCAGGAUUAUUUCACAUAAUGAUAGAAAAGAAAUGUCUUAUACCUAGGAUCUAGCUAACAUCAGCAAGAGUACAUUCAAUCAGUGGCGGAUUCAGGAAUUUUAAAUAGGAGUGUCCUCUUAAAAAAAUUAUAAAUUAUAAAUUAAAUCAAAUAAUUAUUAAAUAUGAAAAUAUUCAACUAGUAAAAGUUAGAAUAAAAUUUCAAACUUGUUCCGUAUUAUGAAAGAAUGGUAAAAUACAUUCGGUGUAUACAUUGCUCAACACAUCUCUCGUGACAUAUCCUACUAGAUAAGGGUAACCCGUAAUUGGGUUUAAUCGUUAGGUUUUGAAAAUAAUUGGGAAUAAGAAUAGUUCUUUACU